CUCAAGCAACAUGGACAGAUCAUUGGUACCAAUAAUAGCUGAAACUCAUCCGGCAGGCAUAUCCACCCGACAGAUCAAACAUUAUAUCCAACUCCAUAUUUCGGGAAAAUUCAGACGCUACGACUUCCACAAAAGAAAUUGGGAGAUGUAUGGCCAGCGGGAGCCGCCGGAAUAUAACUUGCUUAACGUAAAUCCAAAAGCGGCUGUCAAUCUAUACUAUAGCAGCAACGAUGGGUUAGCUAACGAGAAAGAUGUCCUUUUAUUAGACAAGAGUUUACCAAAUAGUAAGGUUUUUCACGUCGACAAAAAAGACUUUUCUCAUACGGACUUCAUUUUUGCAAAAAACCUAAAGGAAUUGAUUCAUAAGAAAAUUCUAAGCAUCAGCAAUGAGCACGAGAAGAAGAAUAAGAAUUAAUAAUAAUCGCACGAACCAGAACUACCAAACAACGGAUGGGUAUGCAUACUCUUGCCUUUGGUAUGACCCUGGACAAAAUUUUAGAAGUCAUCCGUAUUCCAAACAAAUAGGAAAAAACUUAUUUACAUUUUAUAUUUUUUUAAAAACCUAAAGAUGUC
Scaptodrosophila lebanonensis is the source of this 573-nucleotide messenger RNA. Its product is annotated as lipase 1-like. The transcript is spliced from 2 exons. The record is from RefSeq and is a predicted model, not a curated record. NCBI's taxonomy places the organism in Eukaryota, Metazoa, Arthropoda, Insecta, Diptera, Drosophilidae. The coding region runs from base 11 to 415 and encodes 134 amino acids.